This is a messenger RNA of Monascus purpureus, 438 nucleotides long. NCBI's taxonomy places the organism in Eukaryota, Fungi, Ascomycota, Eurotiomycetes, Eurotiales, Aspergillaceae. The record is from the annotation of a GenBank genome assembly.
AUGGGUAAGGGAAAGCCUCGUGGUCUUAACGCCGCUCGCAAGCUGGCCAACACGCGCCGUGAGAACCGCUGGGCCGACUUGCAGUACAAGAAGCGCCUUCUCGGAACUGCCUACAAGUCCUCUCCCUUCGGUGGUGCUUCCCAUGCCAAGGGUAUUGUCCUCGAAAAGGUCGGCGUUGAGGCCAAGCAGCCCAACUCUGCCAUUCGGAAAUGUGUCAAGGUUCAGCUCAUUAAGAACGGCAAGAAGGUCGCCGCUUUCGUUCCCAACGACGGUUGCCUGAACUUCAUCGACGAGAACGACGAAGUCCUCCUCGCCGGUUUCGGUCGUAAGGGCAAGGCCAAGGGUGAUAUUCCCGGUGUCCGUUUCAAGGUCGUCAAGGUUUCCGGUGUCGGUCUGCUCGCUCUGUGGAAGGAGAAGAAGGAGAAGCCCCGCUCUUAA